UGAUAUUCUUUGACACAUACCACCAAUACACUUCACACCCGAUGCUUCCUGCAUCACUUCCUGGCUGUGGGGUUAGGGUUAGUGUGUGUGUGUGUGAGAGUAGUUGUACAGCUAUCCUUCUGAGGACCAGUUGAGGUUUGUGGGUAAGGAUUAGACAGUUAGUUGAGAGCUAGGAAAUGCAUUGUGCCUCUCUCCUCACUAAGAUAGUGUAUUAUAUGGUCUUCUCGUUUUACUCUUAGCGUCUCUUUUCUGUUUUUGGGAUGUGUACAAAGUUUAAAGGUUGAAUGGUCAUUUACCAGUUGUCAGCUCAUAAAACUACUAGACGUAAGGAGACAAGUUGAGAACCAUAUAUAAGGAGUCUGUAGGAGCUGAACGAGAGAGGGGGUUCGACAAUUAGCCAGAAGCUCUAUCAGAUUCAGCAAGAGCUUGACACUGUUCUUUCUUGUAAUAAACCUUUUUGAAUGCAAGAGAAGACUUGUCAGUGGUGAUCACUUCUUUCUUCAGCACAUCAAUAUACAACAAUAGCCGUACAAACAAGUAUGUGAGUGUCCAUGUGUGCCCUACCUGUGUGUGUAAUCUGGUGCAGGAUUUGCACAGCAUACUGAGUACCACUAGAGGGUGACCAAUCACCAUCCUACACAUCCAGAUAGUUGAAUGAAAAUUUAAACCCUCACUGACAUAAAAGAUCUAAACAGUAAUUUCAUGUUGAAAUGUGUGACAAAGGGUCAGACCAUUUGUCUCAUUAUUACCAUCUUUAGUUUAGUUUAACCAUACUUGUUUGUUUCAGUUAUGUUGCCAUCAGUAAUCACCAUUUUGCAGAUACAGACUAUCCCGGGUUUGUUUGUGUUUUGUAUUAUGUUUGGUUAUAUUUGGUAGCUCAACUUCUUGGUUAAAAUAAACACUUACACAUAUUGUUAGAUUUAGUUAUAGUUUAUUGAUUUACUUCUUGUUAAAAUAAGUUAUGUUGAUAUUCAUUUGUGUUACUUACCAUACUCACCAUGUGGCCAGAGUCAAAGGAGGGAGUGCGGUGAUAUUUCCUGCUUUUUAUACUUUAUACUAUUAUAUGAAGAUAUGAUUAAAUAUGGAUCAUCAGUAAUGCAGGUUAAGGUGUUUUACUGUAGUCAGGUCAGAGGUUAGUUUUGUAAAUGGUUUUAUUAGGAGCCAGUGGAGUCUCCUCCCAUAGUGGUACAGCCAGGGAGGCUGGGUUAGGAGGAGGAGAGGUUAUUUAAGCAGAGGCCUUUUGUCUGUCAAGGGGGAAACAGUGUGCUGAUCAGGUGUAGCAAUUUACACAUGAUUUAAGUUGAGUUUUAUUUAGUUCAACUCAGUUAACUGUUCAGUUACAUUUUUUUCUGUUGUAUAUACUUUUGUUGAUACAAAACAAAGCUGGAAGCACCUGUAAAUAAACACCUUGUGGUGAUUUUUUCUAAACAAACGGCCUUGAGUCUGCCUCCUACUUAUGCCGCUCCGGUCAGCUUCCCAACAAAAUGUCUGUGCAAAACAGCUGGAAUAUGCUCCAGCAACCCCCGCAACCCUAGUAAGGAUUAGGGAGAUGUCUGUGCAAGGAAAUUAAGCUUUGAGUUAGGAGUUUCCUUUAAUACUAUGCAAGCCAGGGACAAAAUGAAGGGAUGAGGGAAAUACAUCUAAUUAACCCAAAGCCUGUUGCUGUAAUUGAAAAUCAUUUAUUUGUACCUCUAUAACCACUCUGGGGACUAUAACUAAUGUCUCUUUCUGCCCUGUAGAAGCAUGUUACCACUGUGAAUGUGAAGCUUCAAGUUCUUUCCUCAAUGUCCUACACAGCACCACAAAACAUAUUCUUGCAUGUCUCAUACAGAUACGUCCAACAUGAGUCACGUUUGCCACUGCGGUUUUGCUGGUAAAAACUACCGGGGUAUGAGAAUUCACCAGGGGAAGAUGGGAUGCAUGCCAAAGGGGCUGAGCAUCCCUCAGAGUGAAUACUAUGGUUCACUUCCUAAACUUGUUUUGGCUCCUCCACUGAAAAUAAAAGAUCCUUGGAUUGUUGACUUCUUCAACACUUCAGUGAAGACUGAAGAUUCAUCAUCCACAAGCCUCCAGGUUUGUCACUGUGGAUGGUCCAGUUGGACAACUUACCAUGGCCUGAGAACUCACCAGGGAAUGAUGGGAUGCACGCCAAAGGGAAUGAGGAUCCCUGAGAAUGAACAGUACAUGUGGAGAGAUAAGUGGGAGGAACCUUAUCGAGAGGACAGCAGGCUGUUUAUCAGUACUCCAGUUAAGGAGGAGCCUUCCAUGAUGUCAGUGUUGCAGGAGAUCAACACCCAAAACAACCCUGGAGCUGAUGAAAGCACUGUCAAGAAAGAAACAUCGUUCUUUGAGACCCCACAGCGCUCUCAUCAAACCGUCACCAACUCAGAAAAAGUCUGCAGAGCCCUUGACUUCUCCACUGGUCUGCAGCAGGUACCUCAGCCUUUCAUGACGCCGGUGUUGCAGGAGAUCAACACCCAAAACAACCCUGCAGCUGCAGAUACCACUGUCAAGGAGAUAGAGAAAUCAUUCUUUGAGACCCCACAGCGCUCUCAUCAAACCGUCACCAACUCAGAAAAAGUCUGCAGAGCCCUUGACUUCUCCACUGGUCUGCAGCAGGUUCCUCAGCCUUUCAUGAUGCCGGCGUUCCAGGAGAUCAACACCCAAAACAACCCUGCAGCUGCAGAUACCACUUUCAAGGAGAUAGAGAAAUCAUUCUUUGAGACCCCGCAGCGCUCUCAUCAAACCGUCACCACCUCAGAAAAAGCAUUUGGCUUCUCCACUGGUCUGCAGCAGGUGGAGAAACUCUGGGAGCAUCCAACCAUCACAGCUCAUGAAACAGUAACUGGCCCAAAGAAGAAAGAAAAUGAUGAAGAAAAAAAUAAAGAGAGGAAGAGCCUCAAACUACAAAAGGCAAGACAUGACAGGGUGAGAGCAGAUUUACAGCAGAAAAUUCAUGUGAGAGAGCAAAAGAUGGCUGAAUUCAGAACAUCUGUUACAGCCUGCAAGGGCAGUUUGGAUGCUGAGUGGCUGGAGGUUAACAAUGUUUUCUCAGAGGUGAUGAGAGCAGUGGAGGAUGCUCGGCAGAAAGCCCUUCAGCCUCUAGAGGAGAGGAGACAGAAAGUGAAAAGAGCAGAACGAGACCUGGUUCACAAACUCCAAAGAGAAAUUGAUACACUUAGAAAGACCAUCAAGGAGCUGGACAAAAAUCCAGACUGGCAGGGUUCUCCUCUAACAAACCUGGAUGAUUUUACUUUCUGGGAAAAUGCAAUGGUUGACACCUCAUCCUCCUUCGGGACCCUGAGAACAGCGACUUCAACAAUGACAAAACAGAUUCAAGACGCACUGGAAAAACUCUCUCCUGUUGAACUGAAGAGGAUCCCAAUAUUUGCAGUGGAUGUAAAGCUGGACCCAGCCACUGCACAUCAGAGCCUUGUUCUUUCUGAUAAUGGGAAGAAAGUAAGAGAUGGCACAAAGAAGCCCAAAGUUCCUGAUACUCCGGAGAGGUUUGAUUUGUUUGGUAGCGUCCUGGGAUGCAACAGCUUGACUUCUGGAAAGUCGUACUGGGAGGUGGAAGUCAGCAACAAAACCGGCUGGGAUCUGGGUGUAGCAAGGGGCAACGCAAACCGCAAGGGUAACCUCACGCUUAACCCUGAAAAUGGUUACUGGGUUACUGUACACUUUGAAGACAAGAAGUAUGCAGCCUUGACAGCACCACCAGUCCAACUGUCCCUGAAAGAUAAACCUCAAAAAGUGGGGGUGUUUGUAGAUUACGCGGAAGGCCUCGUGUCCUUCUACAAUGUGACAACCCAGUCUCACAUUUACUCCUUUACUGAGUGUUUGUUUGAUGGUGAGAUCUUCCCAUACUUCAGUCCUCACCUUAAACAAGAUGAGAAAAAUGCUGACCCUCUGAUUAUAUCCCCUGUGCAAAAGAAGAAGUGAUUGUUGCUGAGGUUCCUGGUGUAAGUCUGGGUGGAUAUUUCCUGUGGUAUUUUGUGGGUGAUCAUUUCAACAAACUUUGUUCUACUGUAAAAGUGAACUUUUUAAUAUUUUGGUCUAUGGGGGUUAAUUUAGUUUUCUAGCCUUUGCUGCAGAUGUGUUGGCAAACUGAUGGCAUGACCGAUGCAGGCCAUAGUGGCCAGUACUGUGUUCUCCCAGUUACUCUUAGUAACUCACAAAUUCUCAUUUUAUGAAGGACAUAUGUGGGACAUCAAGCUUGUCACUUUUACUGGAGGCUUUGUCUCUGCAGCAAGCCUAGAUAGCAUUGCACUGCUAGUAACGUUAUUUGUACUAGCUAGCUAGAAUAAUCUUUGAAGGGUUUUUGUCAUUUUAUAUAAUGGUAUUGGGAACAAUGACCCUUCCCUGAAUAUUUUUUAUCCGUUUCUGAUUUAGAUUUUCUGGUAUUUAUGAAAUGUGUACAGUCCCAGAGAGGGGUCAAUUUAAUGCUUCUGUGUUUUUUAUAAUAAAGAUGAAGUUUGACACUACUUUUGGAGCAGCUGAGAAGCGCUCAAGACCUUUCUGAAUCCCUAGACAUCCUUGUCAUAUUCACCAUCAUAUAAAAUGUGAAGGUAAAAGUAGGUGUUAAAAACACACAGAUAUUGAAGGAUCCUGAAGUUGGUCAGUUGAUUACUAUCGAUAACAAAUUGAUAACAAAUGCAAAUUGCAAAAUGCAAACGUAAAAUGCCAAUUGAUACAUUUUCUUUCAAUACUGUCACAAAAAGACAGUUGCACAAAAUGUUAAAUCUAAAGGUAAUUUGCAAUAAAAAAUGUAUGCUAAUCUAAAACCCGAGACAUUUUGUAUUCACAUGUGGCUAUUACUUGGACGAUGCUAAAAUAAUUUCUUUCAACAUUGUUCUCUUGCUUCACUUGCAUUAUAUAACUAAAAUAAAUGCCCUAAAUGCACUUGA
Mugil cephalus (flathead mullet) is the source of this 4907-nucleotide messenger RNA. RefSeq lists its product as uncharacterized. Bases 1819 to 3942 code for a protein of 707 amino acids. The record is from RefSeq and is a predicted model, not a curated record. The transcript is spliced from 15 exons. Lineage: Eukaryota; Metazoa; Chordata; Actinopteri; Mugiliformes; Mugilidae. Gene Ontology annotation, molecular function: protein binding.